This is a messenger RNA of Aspergillus udagawae, 2865 nucleotides long. RefSeq lists its product as uncharacterized. The record is from RefSeq and is a predicted model, not a curated record. Bases 1 to 2865 code for a protein of 954 amino acids. The transcript has 2 exons. Lineage: Eukaryota; Fungi; Ascomycota; Eurotiomycetes; Eurotiales; Aspergillaceae.
AUGCAACACGUUCAAGUUCUUUCACGUCCGGUGGAGAUAUCCCUUGACGAGGCUGGGGAUUCCGUCUGGCGACUCCCACCCGAUAUUGAGUCGGAAAUCACAACUUUAGCGACAGUAUGCCAUGUCAAGCAUCAACAGCGCACCCCUCUAGCAGCAGGGAGGGAAGAAGAUAUUCGUGAGGCCGACAGCUCAGACGAUGAAGAGAGCGAGAUCGGCAGCAACUUUGCUACUGACGUCGUAGGCCGACUGGGAACAGGCACUAUAAAGUCAAUCAGGAUGAGGUUUCUGGAUCAACUAGCUGAAUUGAUUUGCCGCAAGAAGGAAGCGGAUUACGUUACUUGCACCUCUUUGAUGGAGAGCGAAGAGGAGGCCACAAUCUUCGCGGCGCGCAAUGCGCCCUGGGUGGACGCAGAUAUUGAGCUGCUUGAGAAGGUGGCUAAUAUGCUGGAGGUUGUUGCAUCACGAGGUUUGUUAAGUGAGGAUGUUCUUGACCUUCGCGAAGAGUUCAGCAUGUACUAUAGCCCACGUUUGAAGCAUCAUGCGAAGGCUCUCCUGGACUUGUUGGGGAAAGGCGAGAAGAUGAAGGUCUUCACUACUUGCCUCAAAGCGUUUUUGGAUGGACGAAUCCCCCCGCCAGCGUUCGUGGAGCUGGUCGACGACCUUGGCAACAGCACUGACUUUUACUCCCAACUGAAGGACAACUUCUUACCCAGUAAAGUCCACCGGCAAGGUCGAGAGAUGGAAUACAUCUGUCGCCCCAGACAUUCUUUUGCCACAUUUCACGAAGCAGCCCGCGAAAUUGCUGGGCUGAAGCGCGUGAAGAUAGUGCUCCUCCCUGGGUACGAAUCUAGGGAGGUUCCGCCGCAGCUCUCGCUGUGCUUGAAACUCGACAGUGUGGAGCAUCCAAAAAGCCUUGAAGCGAAGUUGAGGAAGCCUAAAUGGGUCCACGCUGAGAUGCGGAUGAUUCUGCAUUUAUUGAGCAUAGAUAACGUCGCUCGAAUGUUUCCUUAUCUUGGGAUAAGUAAAAAGACCUGCCUCUUAUGCGGCCACGUCUUGAGCCAGUUGGGAAUAUUUCAGGCGCGGAAUAAUCAUGGCAAGGUAUAUGGUCAAUGGACGCUACCUCGCGCCAUUGCUAUGCCUGCUGCAAGUCAUGGUACGCUGGACACCACAAUACAGAAACUUCGCGAUGUCUUGCACCAUGAAUGCAACUCCGAGGAUAAUAAACAGCUGGCUCCCAUCAAGGAGUCCACCAUCUCGACGCCGGUUGCCGAGCGCCAGGAUAUAUGGUCGCCUUUCAAUCGUAGUAUCCCCGACCCCCGUCUACAUUCCAGGGAGAUUGAGUGGCUGUCACAAGGAUAUAUAAAAAGGAUCGCUGGCGGGUAUGAGCCAUGUGCCAAAGAGACAAGAGCUAAUAGUCACGCCAGAAAGAAUCCGACAGAUCAUGAAGGUUUAGAAGCGCCGCCUUCGGACGUUACAGAUGACGAAGCGCAUUCUGAUACGAGGGUUUUCGAACCAGUGCCAGAAAAUAACCGUCCGUCAUGUGGUAAAUGUGGGGUGUUGAAUGACGGUUUGAUCUCCUGCCAGAAAUGUAACUCGGUCUUAUACUGUGACAAGGCCUGUCUGGAGGAAGACUGGAUUCGUCACAAGUUCGUAUGCCGCCUGGGUCGACCGUUAGACGAGGUGGACGACUUCAUCCGAGCAUGUCGUGAGGAGACUAUACCAACAAACGACAAUGUCGCAAAGGCUUUCGGAUUCUGUUUCUUCACUUCUGGUGUGGAUCGACAGCGACUCUUCAGAUUGUACUGCGAUCUGAUCAAUCAGUGGGGCAUGAGCGAGGAGGAACUGAGGCAAGCGUGGAAGUCCGACAAACUCAAGGAACUGAUCCACCUCCGAGGAUCACAAGUGCCCAGUGCCAGAAUCAGGAAUGAGGUACGAUGGCUUGUGCAACAGAAUCGCUUCGGCUCUGGAGUUGUGACAAGCUGGGAUACAGUAUUUGAGACACAAAGACAUAUACUCGAUCCGCUGGAUCGCACAGUCCCGUGGUACACACUGAAGCCCCGCGAGAAGCUGGAAGCCUAUGUCUUCUGGUGCCAGAUCACAAACGGAAUCAUGCCAGAUGUGGACGAAGACAACUGGAUAUUUCUUGGCUUCUGUACAGCCUCCAAUGAUUCUCAGACUCAGAGGCUCGCGCAGCUCUACGGGCUGCUCGUUGGGAGAGCGAAUUUUGAAGAUUUUUGGCAGGCAAGGGUGAGCUCUAAAAUGGUUGAGCUGUUCCAGAAGCACAGUCUGGGUGAUGAAAUCCGGACAAUGCGAAACUUUGAAUCGUUGAUGAGCGCCAUAGGCACUUGGUAUCAGAGUGUCUGGGAGUUGAAAAGGUUUACCCGUCUGUCACAGCCAUACCCCCAUCGCGCCGUUUGUGUUGAUUACGGGUUCAUGAACUGCCAAACGCCGGUGGAACGGCUAAGCCUUCGUGAUGCAUAUACCCAGUUCUUCAAAAGCGGAGGUGAUGAAAUGGCUCUCCAUCAGGCCUGUAUCGAAAAUCGACUGGCAGGCUUUCUGAGAUCGGAGCUGGGGUCGCUUUCAUUCGACGCUACCCUGUUGGAGAGCCCGUACCCCCUCGAUGGAUGUGAUCAUAUGGGCAUGAUCGUAGAAACCGCGAUUCUCUGUCCAGAGUCAGCAUAUGAAGAGGUCAAGAAACUCCAACAAGCACAGAGACUGGAGGGAGUUAUCCUGACGCACCCCGAUAAAGUCGAUGCGGCAAUGAGCGCCGCACUUAUGAACCGAGCGGCAUUCUUGAGACAGGGCGUAAGAAUCCGGACAACCAGGAUAGGUGGACGGACUAUCCAGUCAAUGUCUGGGAUGUAA